CAAUAUUUAUAUGUUAGUCAACUGAUCACGCCGGAAGACAGCUACACUCAAUAGCAUAACCGAUUAUUGUGAUACGACAAAGAAUAUUUCAAAAAGAUUUAAAAUUAAUAGAAACUUUUUCAAAAAUGGAGAAACUUAGAUAUCUUUUGUUUUUUGUGGUUCUAAGUUUGUGUACAUGUGACGCUUACAAGAUCUUGGUCGUGUUUUCGAACCCGAAUCCCAGUCAUGGCAUACUUGGAGACAAUAUGGUCAAACAUCUUCUUAGUGCUGGGCACGAAGUAACAUACAUAACACCGUACAUAGAAACACUAAAGAAUAAGACAAAAGCACAUUUAGUGGACGUUGGUAACACCCAUAAAAUAUUAGAAGUGGCAAAAGACAUAAUGGACUUGAAGCAGAUUCUAGAAGGGGCAGUAGAAUCGCCGGACUUUAAACUCAUGUUCGAACUUGUAUCCACAAUCGGUGAUAUGACUCUUAGCAACCCGAAUGUUCAAAAACUUUUGAGAGACCCAAAACAGAAGUUUGACGUCAUUAUUGCUGAAUUCAUGUUCAACGAAUUGUUUUCCAC
Spodoptera litura is the source of this 568-nucleotide messenger RNA. Lineage: Eukaryota; Metazoa; Arthropoda; Insecta; Lepidoptera; Noctuidae. The record is from RefSeq and is a predicted model, not a curated record.